AUGGUGCCGGCGUCCUGGAGCGAGUUCCAGCAGAAACUGGCCCAACUUGAAAAGGAGAAGCAGCCAGAUGAACAGGUUAAAGUCGUGUACUUCCUGCGCCACGCCGAGGGUACGCACAACGAGGCCCACAGCAAGUACGGCUCUCCUCGGUGGGAGAAUGAGUUCGCGCGCACUGAGACUUUUCUGGACGCACCUUUGACUGCAUUCGGCGUUAAGGACGCACAGAGCAAGGGGCCACCGAGUGUCCAGAUGGAGAUGGACCUAGGAAUGCCAUCCAUUGAGAUGGUCGUGUCAAUCACGUGUAUCGAGAGCUGCCGAGAGACGUUUGAUUGCCACACGUGCAACAAGCGGCGGCCGCUGUCCGAGCUCAAGCGCAGGUUUCCGGAUGUGGAUUUCUCACGCAUGAAGGAUGAAGAUGAUCAGCUGUGGUCGCCGACACAUCGUGAGACGACAGAGGAGAUCCAGAAGCGAGCGUUAGGGUUUUUGAUAGAACUUUUCCGCGAGGUUCCGGAGCGCUACGUGGUUGUGGCAGCGCAUCUUAGUAUCAUUGAGGCGAUCUAUGCCGUCACGCUGGGUACGCAGGUGCGUCCCAGCAACUGCGAGGUUGUCCCAAUCGUGCUCGAAGCGUUAUCAAACUGA
Phytophthora infestans T30-4 is the source of this 639-nucleotide messenger RNA. RefSeq names its product phosphoglycerate mutase family. Bases 1 to 639 code for a protein of 212 amino acids. The transcript has 2 exons. Lineage: Eukaryota; Oomycota; Peronosporomycetes; Peronosporales; Peronosporaceae. Gene Ontology annotation, molecular function: phosphatase activity. The record is from RefSeq and is a predicted model, not a curated record. Gene Ontology annotation, cellular component: cytoplasm.